Messenger RNA from Strongylus vulgaris, 615 nucleotides. The record is from the annotation of a GenBank genome assembly. Lineage: Eukaryota; Metazoa; Nematoda; Chromadorea; Rhabditida; Strongylidae.
AUGAACAGUGCAGCGGACAACGCCUAUAUCUGUCUUAUCAAACUCCCACACAACGAUCUUUUACGAGUUCUCAUAUUUGCUUCCGCCUUCGUCGAAGCUGAAAAACCACUUUAUAUGCUUCAUCUAUUCGUCUUUUUGGCAUGGUGUUCACAAACUGUAAUUGCGGGUACCACCGCUCUAGUGCCCACUGCCUUCUCUGGUGGAAAUCCGGAUGUGUGUCAAGUAUGGAAAAAUAUGACUAAAGAGGAAAUCUGCGACUACGUUAAUUACCAUGACGACAUUUGUGAAGGAGGUGGUUACUUACUGUGGUCACAAUACGUCGAGUGUCAGUUCGACGUCGGAAAAAGGAUUGGCGUAAUUACCGCAGGAGUUGUGUGGAUGCUUAUGUUAUUUGUUAUGGUUUCCACUACUGCAGACGAUUUCUUUUCGCCAAAUGUUGCCUCGAUAGUUGCACAUUUGAAAAUAAGUGAAAGCAUAGCAGGUGUGACUUUUAUGGCAUUCGGAAAUGGAGCUCCAGAUAUAUUCGGUUCUAUCGCUUCGGUUCUCAGCAGUCCAAAACCUAAAGCGGGUCUCGCGCUGGGCGAGCUUCUUGGUUGGUGGUUAAUCUAUAUGUAA